Triticum turgidum subsp. durum (durum wheat) is the source of this 1320-nucleotide messenger RNA. The record is from the annotation of a GenBank genome assembly. NCBI's taxonomy places the organism in Eukaryota, Viridiplantae, Streptophyta, Magnoliopsida, Poales, Poaceae.
AUGUCCCUUCCCCACCAACUCGCCGCCGGCGAACUCCUCACCGCCCUCCGCGGCGCCUCUUGCGCCUCCUCGGCCCUCCGAUUGUACUCCCUCCUCCGCAUCCGCCUCCCUCCCUCAGACCCCUCCUCCUUCGCCGGGCGCGCCGCCGCCUUCGCCCUCAAGCCCCUCUCCUCCGCCGGCUCCCUCCCUCUCCUCUCCCACUUCCACGCGCACCUCAUCAGGUCCAACCUCCUCGCGUACCCCCAGGUCGCCUCAUCCCUCCUGCGUUCCUAUUCACUCCUCUCCCCCGCGGCCGCCCACCACCUGUUCGAUCAAAUACCCCCUGCCACCUGCAACCUGUUUGUUGUCAACGUAAUGCUUUCGUCCCUGUGCCGUUCCUCUGACCUCGCCUCCGCACGCCUAUUCUUUAACGACAUCCCCGACAAGGACAUCGUCUCUUGGUCGACCAUGCUCGCUUGCUAUUUCUCCAAUAAGAGCGUAGCUGACGGCCUUGCCUUCUUCCGCACAAUGACAUUCACCACCACACUUGCUCCAGAUUAUGUAAUGCUCGUCACCGUCCUCACAGGAUGUGCGUCGGCUGGCUUGCUGCAGCCGUUCUGCAGAUCCAUUCACGGGUAUAUUGUGCGGCGCCAGGCAGUCAGUAUGCACCUCGGGACAUCGCUUAUUGAUUGCUAUGCAAAGGUUGGCCGCCUCGAUUAUGCUUCCCGUGUCUUUGUGCGGGUGCCCUCUAGGAAUGUGAUGCACUGGACUGCAAUGAUUUGUGGGAUGGCUAUGCAUCUGCAUUAUGACGAGGCUAUCCAGCUGUUUGAGGAGAUGCGCCGGCAAGGAGUGCGACCAAAUGAGAUGACAUUCACUGCUGUGCUCAGUGUAUGCGGGCAUGCUGGACUGGUGGAGCAAGGGAGAGAGUUCUUUAAACUUAUGGUUGAGGAAUAUGACCUUGAGCCAACUGUACAUCACUACGGGUGCAUGGUUGAUAUCUUUGCAAAGGCAGGUCAGUUGGAAGAUGCUUAUGAUGUUAUCAAGACCAUGAGAGUGGAGCCAAAUAUCAUCAUCUGGACUUCGUUGCUAGCGGCUUGCAAGAGGCUUAAGAAUUUUGACAUUGCAAUGGAGGUACUAGAUGAAGUAUUGGCAAUGGAGAUAUCUGAUGAAAAUGGUGGAUUAUAUACUCUUAUAUCUGACCUGUAUGUCAUGGCUGGGCGGUGGGAUGAUGUGUUGAAGGUUAGGAGAUUGAUGGAGGAACAUAAUGUGCGGAAGAACAGAUGGUCGAGAUCCGUUAGAGCGGGCAAACCACCUGGCUUGAUUGAUCCUGCAGUCAGUUGA